Molecule: messenger RNA, 1071 nt
Organism: Parnassius mnemosyne (clouded apollo)
Lineage: Eukaryota; Metazoa; Arthropoda; Insecta; Lepidoptera; Papilionidae
Source: the annotation of a GenBank genome assembly
AUGAGUAAAAAGGAAAAACUACAUCGCACUAUGGGCCAUAUUAAUUUUAAAAAUUUGGAAUCAAUGUGUAAAAAUGAGUUAUUAGAAGGAUUACCUAAAGAUAUUGAAUAUGAAUAUUUAAAAUGUGCAAUAUGUAUUGAAAACAAAAUGCAUAACUUACCAUUUCAUAAUAAUCGACGGAAAGCAGAGGAGAUAUUAGAGAUUGUUCAUACUGAUUUAAAUGGGCCACAUCAGACUACAGGAUAUAAUAAAGAAAAAUAUUUUUUGAGCUUUAUCGAUGAUUACAGCAAAUUAGUGAAAGUUUAUUGUAUCAGAUCGAAGGAUGAAGUAUACGACUACUUGUUACAAUAUGUUAAUGAGGUACAGAACUUGACAGGAAAAACGAUAAAGGAACUGCGAUUUGACAAUGGGAAGGAAUAUAUGAAUGGAAGAGUUUUUCAGUUCGCAAAAGAGAAAGGAAUAAUAAUAAAACCCUGUCCAGCAUAUGUUCAUCAAUUAAAUGGAACAGCAGAGAGAUACAAUCGUACAUUAAUGGAUAUGGGUAGAUGUCUUUUAUCAGAAGCAAAGGUAGAAAGAAAAUUUUGGCCAGAAGUAAUUAAAACAGCUGCUUAUCUUAAGAACAGAACUUUGACUAAUACUAUUGAGAGGAAAACGCCGUAUGAAAUAUUUUUUAAAAGAAAGCCAUCAGUCCAAAAUUUGAAAUUGUAUGGAAGUAGAGUUUUUGUAAGAAUUCGCGAAGAACGGAGAAGGUCUAAAUGGGAUAAGAAAGCAGAAGUUGGAAUUUUACUUGGUUAUACUGAUACUGGAUACAGAGUGUUAAUUAACAACAGAGUUAUUAUUGCUAGAAAUUGUGAUAUAAUAGAGGAAGAUAUUAAAUUGUGUGGUUUGGAAGGUGAGGAAGAUAAUAAUACUGAAUAUAAAAUAAAAGAAAAGGAAAAGGAAGAUAAAAGGACACAAGAGGAAAGAGAUACAAUAAAAUAUGAUGAAACAAGUGUAGCAGAAAGUAAAGAUGAAGAGCAAAAUAGAAAAUCAAAAAGACAAGUCAAACGUCCACUUCGUUUUGAUGAAUAA